This is a messenger RNA of Pogona vitticeps (central bearded dragon), 5292 nucleotides long. The record is from RefSeq and is a predicted model, not a curated record. NCBI's taxonomy places the organism in Eukaryota, Metazoa, Chordata, Lepidosauria, Squamata, Agamidae.
GUUGGCGUUGCUAAGGGCCCGGCGGCGAGUCCUGGAAAGCGGGGCCCUUAGCAACGGGGGAAAGUCGGUCUCCGCGAAGAUGCUGCCCAGCGGGGAAAAAGCCACCCCGGCGGCCGUCGUGGCCCCGCCGAGCCCGGAGCCCUCCAUGUACCGGCACAGGCCGGCCUCGGAGCUGACUCAGGACAUUUCCCAUUUGCUAACAAGUGUCUUUAAGAGCAUGUAUACUUCCGAGGUGAUAGGAGUGGACAAGGUAGAAAACAUGAUCAAGGCUCGUGGAGGAGAAAAUUCCUGUCAUGAACAGUUCGUGGAAGAGCUGCAAAAGGUCCGUGCUGAAUAUAAUGCCCGACUGGCAGAAGCAGAUAUGUUAGAAAAGCACAUCAUCCAAGCAAGGGCACGAGCCACCGCAGAAGAGGAAAGGAUGCUGAACCAAUAUAAAGCAGAAGUUCCAGAGGACUACCGUCAUGUUGCAUUGCCACCUGUGAAGUCUACCUUCAGAUGGUGUGUGGAUGAUGAACUUCUUCAGAAGCAUAAUUUAAUUAGUCCUGAAGAUUAUAUCAUGGACCCAGCACUCAUUACUCGAGCACCUAAAGAAGUAUCAGCGCCUGGCUAUUUGAAAGAAAUUCUUAGUUUUAAACACCAUAUUUCUGACAACUCAAAUUCUUCCAAAUUCAAAGAAAGCCCACAUAUUAAGAAAUUACUUGAAAGUCUGCCGGAUGUAUCCUUAUCCAGCUGUACUGUGGAGUCUUCCACUCCUGAUAUUCAAAAUCGAAUCAAGAAAUCAUUUUGUAAGAAAAAGUCCUGCCCCUUACGAAAGCCAGCGUGGAAGAACAUUAUGUCCAGAGCAGAAAGACAGAAAGCCCGUGCUCUCCUCCUGAGGGCUGAGGAACGCCACAACUUCCUGAAGAACCCUCGCUUUUUCCCACCGAACUCACAUUGCAACACCAGGUCCUUGAUUUUGCCUCAAAAGAAGGUGCAGCGAAUGAUAGCAGGAAGGAAAAAAACAGUGGCGAAAAGUGAUUGCCAGUCUGUGCCUGUCUUCCUAGCAAACCCACCUGCUGUCGUGUUUUCUUACUAUGAAGUUGGCCAGGUUUACGAGAUGACUAUAGAGUUGCAGAACAUGACGUCAACUUCUCAGUGUGCCCGGAUAAUUCCUCCAGCUACGUCAGCCUUUUCCAUCGGGUUGGGGAAAUUUCCAGGGGAAGGAGGACUCAUAGCUCCUGGAAUGAGUUGUCAGUAUGUAGUCCAAUUUAUUCCUGAAUACCUAUCAGAUUAUGAUGAUUACUUACUGGUAGAGUCACAGGCAACCUACCCACUUCUUGUGCCAUUGAAAGGCAGAAGGCCACCUCCAAUCUUAACAUUGCCUCCUGUCUUAGAUUGCGGAGCCUGCCUUGUCGGUGGAGUGAAAUUUGCUGAAUUUUUGUGCAAAAAUGAAGGGGCCAGCAUUGGGAAGUUUUGUAUCAUGCCGAAGAGUAUGUGGCCACCGCCUCACUUCCGAUCUGUUGCCACUUUUGGUUUUGUGGAGCAAGAACCAUUUGGGAUUCGUCCGGCCGUUUUUGAACUCCCUCCUGGUCAAUCUACGCUGAUUGAGGUUGUGUUCAUGCCUAUUAUGCCCGAGGUUUCCUCAGUGACCUACCUCAUUGUUUGUGACAACUGUCAGAGCAACGAGAUUACUGUGACAGGUCUUGGGCAACUGAUAGCUUUACAACUUUUAUCGGUUACUGGGGGAGAGAGCUGCCCUUUGCCUGGAGAGCUGAUGGAUGUAACAGCGCAACAUUUUGUACGCUUUGAGUCUCUGAAUCCACACGCGAUGGCAGAGAAAACGCUGGUUCUGAGGAAUAUGACCCAUGUGGAACUUCCCUUCUUCUGGCAGAUUAUGAAACCUAACCUGCAACCAUUAAUGCUGGAAGGGAAAGUGGACCUUACCAAGAUAAAAUAUAAUGUGGAGACAGAGUCAGCUUUCUCUGUAAUGCCUUCCAUGGGGAGGUUGCAUCCGCAUUCUGACCAUUCGUUUAUUCUCACAUUCAGGCCAAAAAAGCUAAUGGACUAUCACAGCGUGCUUCAGAUAGUGCUUGAGGAUAUCCCAGAAUUACCUAGUCCUCAAAACAUAGGGCUGUAUGAAAGUGGGGAAACCCAGCAAGAAGAUGUGAUUGCCUUGGAAAUAGACAUUAAAGGACAAACAGAACCAUUUCAACUGCUAUUAGAACCCUAUGCCAUUAUCAUCCCGGGAGAAAACUACAUUGGCGUAAACCUUAGGAGGACUUUUAAGAUGUAUAAUAACAGCAAGUCCCCAGUCACAUUUAUAUGGGAGAAAAUCAGCGAGUGUGACAUUCUGGAGGUUGAACCCCAUUCUGGACUAUUAGGGGAAAGUGAAUGCUGUGAAUUUGAGUUUGUUUUUACUGGAGGGAAACCUGGGCAUUCCUCUCAUGACCUGCAGUGCAAGAUCACAAAUUCGGCGGAGCCGGUGGUGCUGCACGUGGAAGCUGAUUUUAAGGGACCUCUUCUCUCCAUUGAUGUGCCAUCCCUUGACUUGGGCCUGCUGAAACUGCGAGAAAAAGCAUUGUGCACUUUUGAGAUCCAAAAUCUCAGCCAGUUGCCGGGAAAAUGGAAACUGCAAGAAAGCCCUGAUUGCCUAGCAGAGCGAAACGAAGAGACCUCCCCAUUCACGAUGGAGCCUGCCAGUGGAGAACUCGGCCCUCUUGGGAAGUGCCGCGUCUCUGUUUUGUUCACAUCAUACAUGUGUCAACGUCUCCAGACCGUGUUAGAAAUGGAAGUGGAAAACGGUGUUGGAAGUCAUAUUUCUGUUUUUGUGGAAGUUCAGACUCCUCACGUCUGCCUGCUCUCUAGCCAUUUACAUUUUGACCUCUCCAUUGGGAUUCCGGCAGAGGCGACUGCCGAGCUUUUUAACCAGACCUUGCUCCCUACUCACUUCCAAUGGGGAGAGCUUCUUGGAAGGCAGGCUGCUUCCUGCGUGGUUACCAUCUCUCCAGAAAGUGGCACUUUGGGUCCAAAUGAGAAGCAGGAACUGCGUGAAAAGCUGGAUGACCUCGCCAUGUGCUGUAGUAUUGAAGACAUGCUGGACCCACUCUUCCUGGCCCUUUCGGGUGAAGUAAAGGGGCUGCAUGUCACGUACUCUGUACCCUUUGACAGCGAUGAAGAGAAAAAGGCAGAGGGUUCUGAAGAUCUGAAACUCGACUUUGGGUCUGAAGUGCCACUGAAGAGGGUUAUCAAACGUCAGCUCAUCAUCACCAAUCAUUCUGAAUUAGCUGCUGUCUUCACAAUAGAGGUGGAGUAUUUCAGCAGCGGUCCACCACCACCGUCGGAAGAAGAGGGUUCCCCUGCGCGCAGCUGCACAGCAGUGGAAAAAACAAGACGAAUAACAAAACAGAUUGUAAAGAGAAAGCAGUCAGCUUUCAGAGCUGCCAUGCUGUCAAGUGGGAAGGGAGCGUCUUUCCACGUCUACCCCUCAGCAGGAACCCUGACGGCCUUUGAGCAGCUUUUUGUAGAAAUAACAGCCUAUAACAACAUGUGGGGACAUUACGAGGACAGACUCGUCUGUAAGGUGGGAGAAUCGGAGCCCAUGUUGAUUCCCAUCCAAAUGACUGUGAAAGGCUGCCCCAUAUUCUUGCAGAUGACAGGACCAGACCAUCCGAUGCCAACUCCUGUAAUCAGGUUUGGGGCCCACAUCUCCGGCGGAGAUACUGUCUCACGCUGUAUCCGGUUGAACAACCCUACUCCGUUUGACAUUCGGAUGGACUGGGAAAGUUACAACCAAGAUAAAGAUGAUGACAAAUUGGUGGACCUCUUGGUCUUCUACGGUGCCCCAUUCCCAAUUAAAGACCUGGAUGGUAAUGAGAUUGAAGUCCUCUGGGAAGCCGAAACUCUCUCGGGUAAAAUGUCCUCCAUCUCGGCAGGCACCUCGCUCACCACUUCCAGGGAGAACUCGACUCUUGAUCCAAUUUUUGAGGAUGAGGAAGGAUCAAGUGAGGAGGACACUGCUUGGCAGCCUCUUGCCCUGAAGAACAUAAUCUCUGUUGUCAUCCGACCCCACGAGGGGGUGCCUUCGGAUUACCCCUUCUGCAUAACUCCUAAACAAGUUGUCAUCCCCGCCGGUGGCGUUGCUGCCGUCCAUAUUUCCUUCACCCCACUUUUACUGCCAGAGAUCAUUAACAAGUUUGAAUGUGAAGGUUUUGGCCUCGGCUUCAUGAGUCUGGACAACUUGGCUGCUCGGGAGAUCCCUGGAAAAGUGACUCGUGGAGAUGGCCAUGCCGUGGCACCGAUGCGGCUAGACCUGCAAGCCUUUGUCAAGCCUGCUUUGUUAACUGUUGAAAUGGAUCAUGAGAGUGGCUUGUUAUUCCACGCAGUGGCCAGUAGUCUGAUCCCAAAUGGACCUCUUAAAGCGAUCCUGACAGAUGCACCCACCACUCUCAAUGUGAAACUGACCAACAAUACCGAGGCCCCUCUCUCCUUCAAGCUUCUGUUAACAAUGCCCUUUUCUAUUUCUGGAGUGGAUCCCAAGAAGACUAUUAAAACAUCUGGCAGCGACAGGGAUGAAGGAGGGAAUCGCCUUCUCCUCCAUGCGUUGGAGAACAUGCUGCUGAAAGUGUCCUUCCACACCACCCUGGAGUUGUUAACCUACCAGCACCUUCCAGAGGACCAGCUGGUGCCUGGACUUCAAGUACUCCAUGGUGCAAAUGGAGACAAAAUACUGGAAUUUAAGCAAGACCUUGUCAUCGAGUACAGCAACAAAGCAGUCCAGGUGCUCCCCAUGACGGCCUGUCUGACUGUCCCGGUUCUCGAACUCUCUCCCACGACCGUUGAUUUUGAAACCUGCCUGGUGAACCAAACAAGGACGGAAGCGGUCCUGGUGACAAACAGGAGCGGCUCGAGGAGCUACUGGACGGCUUUGCUGAAUGAAGAUGAAAGGCACCGAGACCCAGAAGUGUUUUCCGUCUCCCCAAAUAAUGGCGUUCUUGAAGUGCCCCAAGGCAGCGUGCCGGCAAAAGCACUUCUGCUGAUCCGCUUCACGCCAAGGGAGGAUGUGGACUAUGAAACGAUCGUGCCUGUUGUCGGAAUGCUCGGGGAAAAGCCUUGCCUGCUGCACAUCCGCGGAAGAGGCUCCUACGAUGAGAAGUACGAAGAGAGGCUCAAAACCUGAGCCCCCAACCACUUUCACAGUGGGCGAUCAAAAAGGCAGCUCAUUCAUGUGGCCGAAACUCAUUGAGGAGAGUGACAACCUGGCGAGCCCCGGUGCAUCCCAGCGGGUGACCCAAAGCAAUGGCGCCCCCAAGAGGA